This is a messenger RNA of Saccostrea cuccullata (small rock oyster), 2245 nucleotides long. RefSeq names its product src substrate cortactin-like. Bases 29 to 2245 code for a protein of 738 amino acids. Gene Ontology annotation, cellular component: mitochondrion. The record is from RefSeq and is a predicted model, not a curated record. Gene Ontology annotation, molecular function: oxidoreductase activity. NCBI's taxonomy places the organism in Eukaryota, Metazoa, Mollusca, Bivalvia, Ostreida, Ostreidae. The transcript has 18 exons.
GGAGUCAAGGUCUUGGUUAUCUAAUCUAAUGACUUUUAAAGGAGUUUAUCGACUGUUCAGAAAGACUGUUCAGUUUCAAAAAAGGAUACAACUGAUGUCCACUAAGUCUGACCACCUCCAGAGAACAGCUGAGAAUUCCAGGGAUCAGGUUGUGUCCAUAGCCACAGUUAUAGGAAUGCGUAAUGAGUCCACCACAGUCAAAGGCCUGACUCUGAAAGUACAUGAAAGAUCCUUAUCCUUCAAGGCAGGACAGUGGGUAGACACGUUCCUGCCGGGUUUGGAGAAAGUUGGAGGCUUCUCAAUGAGUUCAUCACCAGGAACUCUUCAAAGGGAGGGAACUCUUGACCUAGCAGUCAAGUACAGUGAUCAUCCUCCAGCAAAGUGGAUCCACGAAAAGUGUAAAGUUGGCACAGAGCUUCAGAUCCGAGUCGGUGGUGAUGUCUACUUUGAUCCUGACCCAGACAAACCUUCUCCUGACCUUCUACUAAUAGCGGGGGGCAUCGGAAUCAAUCCUAUACACAGCAUCCUAUGUCAUGUGACUGAUCUUCUAGAAUCCCAUUGGACAAACUCCCCUAAACUUGUGUCUCUACUCUACAGUGCAUCAUCCAUGGAUGAACUUAUUUUUCAUGAGGACAUAAAAAGAUUGUGUGUAAAGAACCCAGGGAUCCUGUCUUAUAGGAGCUUUAUAACCAAAGACAAGUCUGAGCUGAGCAGUGAAAUUCAAGGUCAUAGAAUCUGCCGUGAAGACAUCCAGUCUCAGGUAGAGAAGAUGAAGUCACAUGACCUUAUAGUGUUUAUAUGUGGGCCACCUCCCAUGAUACACGACAUGGAAAAUAUACUGGAGUCUGUCGGAGUGCCCAGACAGAGGAUACAAUACGAAAAAUGGUGGUACAUGUGGAAGGCAUCAGCUGGACACAAUGUAAAGGCAGGAAAUCCCCCGACUAAUGAUGAAGACGACGACUGGGAGACCGAGGCAGAUUUUGUGAAUGAUGUGAGUGAACAGGAACAGAGAUGGGGAGCCAAGACGAUCGAGGGGUCGGGUCACCAGGGGUCGCUCAGCCUGUCCCAGCUCCGACAGGACGUGUCCCAGGACGAUAAAACCGUCAAACAGAAACAGAUGGAGGAGGGGCCUAAAGCUUCCUAUGGUUACGGGGGCAAGUUUGGAGUGCAGAAAGACAGAAUGGACAAGUCGGCUAUGGGAGCGGACUACGUGGCAGAAGUAGGAAAACACAGCAGUCAGACGGAUGCUUCCCGGGGAUUCGGGGGGAAGUUUGGUGUGCAGAAAGACAGGCAGGAUAAGGCAGCAGUUGGGUUUGAUUAUGCUGGUAAAACAGAUAAACAUCAAUCUCAAACAGAUUAUUCUACGGGUUUUGGAGGGAAAUAUGGAGUUCAAUCUGAUCGUAAAGAUAAGUCAGCGGUCGGAUGGGAGCAUCAGGAAAAAGUCGAAAAACAUCAAUCACAACAAGAUUACUCUAAGGGGUUUGGAGGUAAAUACGGUGUACAGAAGGAUCGACAGGAUAAAGCUGCCGUUGGAUGGGAGCACCAUGAACAAGUCGACAAGCACGAGUCACAAAAAGAUUAUUCCAAAGGUUUUGGUGGGAAGUUUGGAGUUCAGAAAGACAGACAGGAUAAAUCAGCGGUAGGCUGGGAGCACCACGAACAAGUAGACAAACACGAGUCACAAAAAGACUACUCCCGGGGUUUUGGUGGUAAGUACGGAGUACAGACAGACAGACAGGACAAGUCAGCAGUGGGGUACAGCAGUCACGAAAAGGUCCCCCUCCACCCCUCCCAGACAGAUAUGAGUAAAGGCUUCGGGGGAAAGUUUGGGGUGGAUUCAGAAAACAAAGACAAGUCUGCGGGGUCAUACAAUGAUAUGCAGGGAGUGUCAUCAUCCUACACCAGGACACAGGCCGAUUCAAGUUCAGAGGGAGCUAAAAACAUCAAAGCUCGCUUUGAGAACAUGGCCAAGUCAGGAGAAGAGGAGGCGAAGAAGAGGGCAGAGGAGGAGAGGAAGAGGCGAGAGGCCCGCGAGGAGAGGGAACGAGAGGAGCAGAGGAGGCAGCAGGAGGAGAGGUUAAAUAAAGAGAGGUGGGAGGAAGAACAGAGAGCAGCCAGUCAACCAGAACCUGAACCCGAACCCGAGCCAGAACCACAACAGGAGGAAUACGGAGACGUGUCUUAUCAACAAGUACACAAAGAGGUAAAAUCUAAAACAGUUUUAAAAAUUUAUAUCAUGCAAUAA